Molecule: messenger RNA, 1082 nt
Organism: Quercus lobata
Lineage: Eukaryota; Viridiplantae; Streptophyta; Magnoliopsida; Fagales; Fagaceae
Gene: YAB5
Product: plant-specific transcription factor YABBY family protein
Exons: 7
Coding region: 266-808 (180 amino acids)
Biological process (GO): cell fate commitment; multicellular organism development
Cellular component (GO): nucleus
Source: RefSeq, a predicted model, not a curated record
UACUACCUCUUCGGAUCCCAAAUCUCACUUUUCUUUUCCUCUCUCUUUCUCUCUUUCUCUCUCCAAAAAUUUCUAUAUAUAAGACCUUUAAGUUUUACUGUUGUGAUACAUAGCCGAGUUCCAAAGCAAGAAAACAAAAGCUUUGUGCUUUCUUUCUCGCUGGUGUUCUGCAAUUUGCAAGAGCUAGUUGGUUUUCUUAUUUUUAUUUCUUUUGGUCCUUCUUGGGUAAACAAGUUUGCUUUGACUGCUUACUUAAAAAAGAGACAUGUCGAGCUGCAUCGAUGUUGCGCCUGAGCAACUCUGCUACAUCCCCUGCAACUUUUGCAAUAUCGUUCUUGCGGUCAGUGUUCCAUGCAGCAGCUUGUUGGACAUAGUGACCGUCCGAUGUGGGCACUGCACCAAUCUAUGGUCCGUGAACAUGGCCGCCGCUUUUCAGUCAAUGUCAUGGCAAGAUGCUCAGGCACCACACCACAUCACACCUGAUCACAGGAAUGACUACUCAAGCUCUUCCUCUUCCAAAUGCAACAGCAAGAUUGCAAUGCGAGCACCAAUAACCAACAACGCCACUGAGGAAAGGGUUGUGAAUCGACCUCCCGAGAAGAGGCAGCGAGUACCAUCUGCAUACAAUCAGUUCAUAAAAGAGGAGAUCCAGAGGAUCAAGGCCAAUAAUCCGGAUAUUAGCCACAGGGAAGCAUUUAGUACUGCAGCAAAAAAUUGGGCACACUUCCCUCAUAUUCAUUUCGGGCUGAUGUUGGAGACCAACAAUCAGGCUAAGCUGGACAAAGUAAGUUCUGAAAAGGGCCUCUGAGAAGCAUCUAACGUCAAGGGCUGCACUACUGAACAAAUGAAGGUUGUCUUGAUCCCUCAAGAUCCGGCAUAUCUAAGUUCUUCAAGUAAAAGAUAGCCUUGACUUUAUUCUGUUUCAAGGACAUUUUAACUCUAUCCUUUUUCAUUGUACUAGUGACCAGUUGUUUAGGGAUGUGAUUUACAAGGCUUUAAGUACGCUACUUUAUUCUUCAUCUUUAUCAACUUUCACUUCCUUAGAAGAUAAUGACUGAAAUAAAUUUAAGCAUUUUGUUAGA